Messenger RNA from Sporothrix schenckii 1099-18, 1743 nucleotides. Its product is annotated as feruloyl esterase. Lineage: Eukaryota; Fungi; Ascomycota; Sordariomycetes; Ophiostomatales; Ophiostomataceae. The transcript has 2 exons. The record is from RefSeq and is a predicted model, not a curated record. Bases 1 to 1743 code for a protein of 580 amino acids.
AUGCAUUUAUCCAAUUUGUGCCUCCAGGCAUGCAACCGGCUGCCGGCCGUGUUGCGCCUUUUGCUUCUUGCUGGCGUGGCCCAGGCCGCGGCCCUGGCCCUUCCCAGCGAAAACGAAAUCGUCGAGCGGUCGCUGUGGAACUGCAAUGCGCUCUUCUUCCGGCAUGCGCUUCCGAGCAACGCCACGCUCGAACGGGUCCAGGUUGUGCCGGCCGGCGGCACCUUUGGCGAGAACGCGACCAACAUCCCAUACCCCUACUGGCCGACCAAUCUGCCGCAGCUGUGCGCCGUCAUUGUCAACGUGACCAGCUCGCCGUCGUCUUCGUUCCGCUUUGGCCUGCUGCUGCCCACGGUCUGGAACAGCCGCUUCCUCGCCGUCGGCAACGGAGGCUAUGCGGGCGGCAUUAACUGGCUGUCAGCUGGCUCCGGAACGCACUAUGGCUUCGCAGUCGUGUCGACGGACACGGGCCACAGCGCCGGCGUGCUCGACGGGACAUGGGCGCUCAACGCGCCGGAAAAGAAGGCCGACUGGGGCUGGCGCAGCAUCCACGGCUCGGUGGAGCUGGGCAAGAAGCUCACGGCCGCGUACUACGGCGGCAAGGUGCGCUACUCGUACUUUAGCGGCUGCUCGACGGGCGGCCGCCAGGGCAUGAAGGAGGUGCAGAUUGCGCCCGACAGCUUCGACGGCGCGCUCAUCGGGUCAUCGGCGUGGGACUCGAAUGUGCUCAACACGUACGUCACGCAGCUGGGCAUCUACAACCUGCCCGUGGGCGCGCCCAACUACAUUGCCUACACGCGGUUCCCCGUCGUCGCCGAGCAGGUCCGGGCGCAGUGCGACGGCGUCGACGGCGUGGUGGACGGCAUCGUGAGUGCGCCCGAGCGCUGCCGCUUCGACUACGCCAAGAUCCAGUGCGGCAGCCCCAGCGUCGUGCUCAACGAGUCGGCCUGCUUCACGGCGCCGCAGAUCCAGACGCUCAAGAACAUCUACAGCGACUGGUACGACAACCGGACCGGCGAGUACCUGUACCCGGGCCUGCUCAUGGGCUCCGAGGACAUGUGGCUCGCCGGCACGCUGCUGGGCUACGCGGAGCCGUCGCCCUUUGGCAUCGGCUUUGCGCAGGACUUUGUCUACGACGACCCCACCUGGCAGUGGCAGACGUUCAACGACAGCAUCGUCGACACCGCCCGCCGCGUCAACCCGGGCAACGCCACGGCCGACCAGUACGACCUCUCGGCCUUCCGCCGGCGUGGCGGCAAGAUGAUUAUGUACCACGGCCUUGCCGACGGGCUGGUGCCCACCAAGGGCUCCGAGCUGUACUACAACCGGACGCUGCAGGCCAUGGGCGGGGGCCACCCCGGAGUCCAUGGAAAAGGCAAGGGCAAGGCCAACAGCGUCGACGAUUUCUUGCGCCUCUUCAUGAUCCCCGGCAUGCAGCACUGCUACGGCACGGCUGUGGACGCGCCGUGGUACAUCAACGGCGAGUUCCAGGCCGACCUCAUGGGCACGGGCCUGUGGUCGGUGCCCGGCUUUGCCGACGCCAAGCACGACGCGCUGCUGGCCUUGAUGGAGUGGACCGAGAGCGGACGCGCCCCCGACGAGAUCAUCGCCACCACCUGGAAGACGUCCACCAACCCCUUGUCGGGCGUCCUGCGGCAGCGGCCGCUCUGCCCGUACCCGAAGACGGCCGUAUGGAACAAGCGCUCGGACGUCAACAAGGCGAGCAGUUGGCAUUGCUCGGAUUAA